AUGUUUGUGUGGAGCGCAUUGUCAAACUUGGAAAUUAUCUUCUCAGCAUAUUUUGUGUUAUUAGAGACUGCCAUUACUUAUUUACUGUCUGCCUGUUGAGGGACACGUGUAGUAUUUCUCGCUAUUGUAAACCGCGCGGCCUUGUCGGCGUCCCAACAUACUAAUUUUAUCACAACAGGUCUAAAACGAUAUCAAAAUGAAUAAACUGAAGAACAACUGGUUUUCCGAGUCAUGUGAGAUGUGGCCGGGAGCUACAUUCUCGUUCGAGGUGACGGAGGUGCUGCAUGAAGAGCAGUCGCAGUUCCAGAAGGUCCAGGUCUUCGACACCAGAAGCCUCGGAAGAGUCCUGGUGCUGGAUGGGAUCAUACAGUGCACACAGAAAGAUGAAUUCUCAUAUCAGGAAAUGAUUUCAUUCCUACCCCUAUGCUGCCACAAGAACCCCGAAAAAGUACUUAUAGUGGGGGGAGGGGACGGGGGAGUGGCCAGAGAAGUGGCCAAGCACCCCAGUGUCAAAGAAAUUGUUCAGGUGGAAAUCGACGCGAAAGUGAUUGAAGUUUCAAAGAAGUACCUGCCAUUCAUGGCCGUGGGCUUCGACAGCCCGAAGCUGACGCUUCACGUCGGAGACGGCUUCGCCUUCCUCAAGAACCACAAGCAAGAGUUCGACGUCAUCAUCACCGACAGCAGCGACCCCGUAGGUCCUGCAGUUAGUCUCUUCGAAGAAAAUUACUUCUCGCUCAUGAAGGCAGCUCUAAAACCCAACGGCAUCGUCUGCUCCCAAGCCGGCACCGUCUGGUACGACCUAGAACUAGUUAAGAGCACUCUAAGGUACUGUAAAAAUCAGUUUCCAGUGGCGACCUACGGAUACACGUCCGUGCCAUCGUACCCGUCAGGCCAGAUAGGGUUCGUUAUAGGUUCUCUCGACAAAGACAUCAAGUUCGACCAGCCCCAACUGGUGCUGUCGCCCGAAGACGAGAAAGCGAUGAACCUUAGGUACUACAACAGCGAUAUUCAUAAGGCGGCGUUUGUUUUACCGACGCAUGUGAAAUAUCAGCUCGCGUAAACUUAUUGUCCCCAAGCAAACGUGUACUUAAUGUGCAUUUAAUUUAAAUCAACUGUUCUCUGUCUCGACAAGUUACAUUCUGUAAUGUUAAGUCCUUAUUUAAGCACAAUAACUGUGAAAUGAUACUAAUUAAUGCGAUUGUUACACUGUGUACUGUAGUGUCAUAUUCAAUUGUUACAAAAUAAUAUUAUGCAUUUAUUUACUGAAAUAAUUUUCGGUGAAUUGUAAGAAUAUUGUUAUUUGAAUUAGAUAUUUUAAAUGAAGGAAUCUCGUGCUUCCCUUACAAAGUGCUGUGUAAUAAGAAUAUAAAGCUUGUUAUAUCAUUGCAAUUAAAAUUAAAACUCAGAAACUAGAGGUACUAUACUGAAAAGGCAAUAAUAAAAAUAAUUAGUCAAACUUCUAUUUGCAUUAUAUUUUUGUUGUAUGUUACAAAUUAGAUGUAAGUGUUAAAAAUGUGUAUGAUAGUUUUAUAUGAUAUUUUAAAUUUUUACAUAUAAUCAAAGUGCCUUAUUUUGUAAUUUAAACAUAUCAAAGCAUUCCAUAACAUUCCUGAAUGUAUGCUCAAGAUUAUUUAUUUGUACUAAAAUAGGUACUUACUUACAUAAGGUAAAUGUAAUCUAAAAACUAUAAGAAGAAACAGAAUACUCUUUAAAGAGAGGGUAUAAGUUAUUAAUUUAUUAGUCAAUCCUCAAUACAGAAUUUAAUAUUUAAAAUAUAGGCUGUAUUGCUAAUCGAAAAUGUUAUCAUAUUUUUGUACAGUUUUUGUAUGCUUUAAAGAAAUGUUAAAUCAAGGAUUAUAAAUAUAUUUUUAUACAUAAUAAAGUUCUAAUUUUACGAAA
Messenger RNA from Ostrinia nubilalis (European corn borer), 1899 nucleotides. It is a transcript of the gene SpdS, whose product is annotated as spermidine synthase. The record is from RefSeq and is a predicted model, not a curated record. The transcript is spliced from 4 exons. Bases 197 to 1060 code for a protein of 287 amino acids. Lineage: Eukaryota; Metazoa; Arthropoda; Insecta; Lepidoptera; Crambidae. Gene Ontology annotation, molecular function: catalytic activity.